AUGCAGCAGAAACAAGAAGCUGGAUGGGGAGCGAAGAGCACAGAGGGAGAGCGUGGGGGCGGGGGUCUCUAUCCAUGCAGAAUGUUGGUGGCAGAAAUGUUGGUGGCAGAAAUGUUGGUGGCAGAAAUGUUGGUGGCAGAAAUGUUGGUGGCAGAAAUGUUGGUGGCAGAAAUGUUGGUGGCAGAAAUGUUGGCAGAAAUGUUGGUGGCAGAAAUGUUGGUGGCAGAAAUAUUGGUGGCAGAAAUGUUGGUGGCAGAAAUGUUGGUGGCAGAAAUGUUGGUGGCAGAAAUGUUGGUGGCAGAAAUGUUGGUGGCAGAAAUGUUGGUGGCAGAAAUGUUGGUGGCAGAAAUGUUGGUGGCAGAAAUGUUGGUGGCAGAAAUGUUGGUGGCAGAAAUGUUGGUGGCAGAAAUGUUGGUGGCAGAAAUGUUGGUGGCAGAAAUGUUGGUGGCAGAAAUGUUGGUGGCAGAAAUGUUGGUGGCAGAAAUGUUGGUGGCAGAAAUGUUGGUGGCAGAAAUGUUGGUGGCAGAAAUGUUGGUGGCAGAAAUGUUGGUGGCAGAAAUGUUGGUGGCAGAAAUGUUGGUGGCAGAAAUGUUGGUGGCAGAAAUGUUGGUGGCAGAAAUGUUGGUGGCAGAAAUGUUGGUGGCAGAAAUGUUGGUGGCAGAAAUGUUGGUGGCAGAAAUGUUGGUGGCAGAAAUGUUGGUGGCAGAAAUGUUGGUGGCAGAAAUGUUGGUGGCAGAAAUGUUGGUGGCAGAAAUGUUGGUGGCAGAAAUGUUGGUGGCAGAAAUGUUGGUGGCAGAAAUGUUGGUGGCAGAAAUGUUGGUGGCAGAAAUGUUGGUGGCAGAAAUGUUGGUGGCAGAAAUGUUGGUGGCAGAAAUGUUGGUGGCAGAAAUGUUGGUGGCAGAAAUGUUGGUGGCAGAAAUGUUGGUGGCAGAAAUGUUGGUGGCAGAAAUGUUGGUGGCAGAAAUGUUGGUGGCAGAAAUGUUGGUGGCAGAAAUGUUGGUGGCAGAAAUGUUGGUGGCAGAAAUGUUGGUGGCAGAAAUGUUGGUGGCAGAAAUGUUGGUGGCAGAAAUGUUGGUGGCAGAAAUGUUGGUGGCAGAAAUGUUGGUGGCAGAAAUGUUGGUGGCAGAAAUGUUGGUGGCAGAAAUGUUGGUGGCAGAAAUGUUGGUGGCAGAAAUGUUGGUGGCAGAAAUGUUGGUGGCAGAAAUGUGGUGGCAGAAUGUUGUGGCAGAAAUGUUGGUGGCAGAAAUGUUGGUGGCAGAAAUGUUGGUGGCAGAAAUGUUGGUGGCAGAAAUGUUGGUGGCAGAAAUGUUGGUGGCAGAAAAUGUUGGUGGCAGAAAUGUUGGUGGCAGAAAUGUUGGUGGCAGAAAUGUUGGUGCAGAAAUGUUGGUGGCAGAAAUGUUGGUGGCAGAAAUGUUGGUGGCAGAAAUGUUGGUGGCAGAAAUGUUGGUGGCAGGAAUGUUGGUGGCAGAAAUGUUGGUGGCAGAAAUGUUGGUGGCAGAAAUAAAUGUGGUGGCAGAAUGUGGUGCAGAAAUGUUGGUGGCAGAAAUGUUGGUGGCAGAAAUGUUGGUGGCAGAAAUGUUGGUGGCAGAAAUGUUGGUGACAGAAAUGUUGGUGGCAGAAAUGUUGGUGGCAGAAAUGUUGGUGGCAGAAAUGUUGGUGGCAGAAAUGUUGGUGGCAGAAAUGUUGGUGGCAGAAAUGUUGGUGGCAGAAAAUGCAUCAGACGAGCCAACAGGGAGGAAGGCGAAGGUGGAACCAACGAAUGAAGGCAUGCUUACCAAGCGGAACCGCACUGCACACCUGUGGGUAGCUCCCGUGGCAGCAGCGGCAGGCGCAGCACGAGCAGGGCCAUGA
This is a messenger RNA of Closterium sp. Naga37s-1, 1851 nucleotides long. The record is from the annotation of a GenBank genome assembly. Lineage: Eukaryota; Viridiplantae; Streptophyta; Zygnematophyceae; Desmidiales; Closteriaceae.